GAAGAAGGAGGGCACGAGGGAGGGUGUCCUGGCCAUAAUCGGAAUUUCAGAGACUUAUCGAAGGAGAAUAUCAAGGAUUUGUCAGCAAAGUCCAGCAUACACGUCAAUCCCAUGCUGCUGAGUGUUCAGUUUCAGCGAUAGUCCCGUGUGAAAGGUUUCGGAUCAGAUUCGUCGUCGGACUACCACUAGGGCAGCUGCUGGAAGUGUGUGUCAUACGGGGUUCAAUUGUCGAUCAAUUAGCCGGAAAAUGGUCGCCUCGCUCUAGCCCGGUGGGGUAAGAAUUAGUUGAGGUUGUGAUCCUACGAUGGCAGCGCGGAGGGUUCUGCGGAGCAAUCGGAAUCUUGUUUCAUUUUGUCAUGCGAAUUUUCUCUCAGAACUUGGGGGCUUCAAUGGGAUUCCUCCCAGGAACUUUGGAUCGUUGAUGGUGUCGGAUUCGCAAUCGGCGUUGGUGAAAAAUUGUCGAACGGAAGUGGUUGAGGACGAUGUUUGGAGAGGAUGGAAUCUUGCUCGUGGAUCAUCUCGCUCUUACGGUUCUGUUUCAGCCACCUUGAGGCACGCCCCUGCUCAUCCUUUUCGUGGGAGAAUUUCCCAGAGGAAUUUGUUUCUAAAAUCGUCCCCCGAGCAUGCUGCUUUGCAAUACCUGGAUGCUCCUGAUGAAGGAGUAGUCGUCAUUUCGCUAAACAGAUCGGAGGCAAGAAAUGCCAUUGGCGCAGAAAUGCUUAAGCAGCUUCAUAGCAUUUUGGAGGGUAUGCGACAUUCAUCAUCAGCACGAGUGUUGAUUGUGGUCAGCACUGUACCAGGCGUUUUCUGUGCUGGCGCCGAUCUGAAGGAACGACGUAAGAUGGGUAUAUCUGAGACGGAGAGAUUUGUAGGCAGCCUUCGCUCGACUUUCUCUGCCCUCGAGGCUCUGCCCAUACCAACCAUUGCUGUCGUCGAAGGAGCAGCUUUGGGUGGAGGUUUGGAACUAGCACUCGCUUGCGACAUCAGAGUCUGUGGUGAUGAAGCUGUAUUUGGUUUGCCAGAAACAAGUCUAGCAAUAAUUCCUGGGGCCGGUGGAACCCAGAGACUUCCUCGAGUAAUUGGUCGAUCUCGAGCAAAAGAGCUAAUCUUCACUGCUAGGAGAAUUGAUGCAGAGCGUGCAGAAACCAUCGGACUGGUAGACCAUUGUGUUCAGGCCGGACAAGCGUACGACAAAGCCAUGGGUAUCGCUCGAGAGAUUCUUGCUCAGGGUCCGUUAGCAGUUCAAGUGGCAAAACAUGCUAUCGAUCAUGGGAGCGAAAUGGAUCAAGCCAAGGGCAUGCUUUUCGAAGAGGCUUGCUAUUCUAGAUUACUCAAUUCCAGGGAUCGACUGGAGGGGCUGACCGCAUUUGCCGAAAAAAGGAAACCUGUCUACCAUGGAGAGUAAAGACAUGCAGAAGCACCCAACCAUCCACAGAUUCUCCUGAUCAUAAACAUGUGGGUUAGGAGCUCCCGGUAGAAGCCACAUGAGAAGUUCAGAGCAAGUAUGGAACCUGACACACCUAUCCCUGUUUGACCGAGAGCAAAGUCAGGUCAAGUCGCUCGCAUAAGCGGCUUUCAGCGUUGUGCACAAUUUCCUGAAAGGAGUCAACCCAUUCUGCAUUUCCGUCCCUUGAAAUGCUGGAAGAGGCGAGCCAAAUGCUACUCAUCAUGCGAGUGUAGCAUAUAGUUCCUAGGUACACUUAUUAUCCCAAUCUGAAAUGUAAAUACGACUUAGUGAUAUUUCAGUAUUGUAUUCAUUAUGAACUGUCAGAAAUGCUCAAACUUCAAGCCAGGGCAAUUUUCAAAUGCUGCGGACAUCGAAAACUGCUCUUGUUUAUAGUUUCAGUAGACUAGAUAUUUCCUUGUAUUCCUGUCAUACGUAUGAGGCAGUAGGUGAUUUUUAUAUCGGACUUCAGGCAAAAACUGCCUCUUAACGUUGAUCAUCUAAUCUCGAAGCAGAAAAUGUCAAAAGAAAACUUCAACCAUAAAACUAGUCCACCUUCUG
This is a messenger RNA of Marchantia polymorpha subsp. ruderalis, 2005 nucleotides long. Lineage: Eukaryota; Viridiplantae; Streptophyta; Marchantiopsida; Marchantiales; Marchantiaceae. The record is from the annotation of a GenBank genome assembly.